CACCAAUAACUUUGUUUGCUUGUAACUUACACUAGCCUAAUUUUUUUUCAUAGUGUUGAUCUAUAACAGUAUGAAAAAAAAUGCGGCUAGUGUAAAUUACAAUCUAUCGGUAUAAUUAUGAUUAUCUAUAGAACAAAAACAAUGCUAAUCACAGAAUAUUCGUGAAAACAUGGGCGAUACAUCACUCAGGCAUGAAGAUGCAGUCGUUGAUUAUUUUAUUAAGCUCCAGGAGACACAGGUAACCGAGAUAGGCAGAUCUAAAGAUAGUAACUUUUCUUCCAGUGAUUUACCAAUGCCAGUAAGAAUAAUAAACUUAACAACACCAAUUAUAGAACAACCUAAUAGAAAUAAUCGGGAUGUCAAUGUAGUAACCAAUCCGAAUGAUUCUUUUAGCAUAAACCACAACUUAUCGAUACAUGGAAUAUCAGUGGAUUAUAAUAAUACACAAGAAAAUAUAGAUGAAAACCCUAUUGCACUUACUGUGAAAUCACAAAUUAAAAAUGAAUAUGCUAUUUCUGACUCUUUAUCAUUUAACGAAAGAAAUAUGAUGGAUGAAAUGCCACUUGGCAGAAAAAUCAUGAUUCCAACUAAUCAACUUUCAACUAGUCAAAUGACUGAGGAUGACGCAUCUCUGAUAAAGAACAAGCAGUGUAAGCGGAAACUUGUGGUAAAGCGUAAGGGAAGGUCAUCGAAAAAAAUGAAGAAAAGCAAGAUAGACUAUGAAAAAUUCAUUGAAGAAAGUGAUCAAACAAUACUUUUUAAUCUACUCUCAAAAGAACUUGAUGCUCAGACAAUCCUUCUGAAAUAUAAAGAGAAAAGAAAUGAAUGGAGUAAGGAUAGAAUACAAAGCGAAACAUCCAGAAUACUCAAUAUCAACUUGAAUAAUGACAGUUCAAAUUCAGAUAAAAAGAGUUCACAUUUGCAAAAGACUUUAGAAGGACUUUAUAAUUAUGUUGGUCAUGAUUUUAUAGAAGCAAUAGUAAAUGUAUGUGGCUAUGAAUUGAAAGCUAAAAUACUAGAAAAUUUGAAUACAGAUGAGAUAAUUGAUAUUCUUGAAAAUUUUGGUACAAUGGAAUUGGCUAAUAUCUUGAAAGUAUACAAACAUGAAAUAUUAGAAUCAGUGUCAGUGGAUGAUAUUUUAAAUCUAAUGAAGUCCAAAACUGAUUUAAACAAGUCUGAAGAAUUAUUUAAUCAAGUUUUACAAAAUGGACCAGAAGUACUAUCAGAGGAAAAUGAACAAAACGUUAAGGACGUCUUAAUAAAAAAAUACAAUAUACACAGUCUUAGAUAUCUAAUUCAUGAUGUUAUAGAUAUGUGUAUGGUUCAACCAAAUAGAUAGGUAAUGAUUAUUUAGAUUAAUAUUGACUUGUGUUUAUAACUUGAAAAAUUAUUAGGAUUUGUAUUUGUAAUGAAGUGUAUAUAAUUUUCUUGUUAUGUGUAUCAAUUUGUUGAUAAUGACUUAGUUACUGAAAUAUCAUUUUCUGUGGCUUUACUCUAAACGCUUAUAAUGAUAAUCAGAUGCACUAUAUGCAUUUACAUAUUAUAAAUAUUUUAAAAUAAUUGUAUUGUGAUAGACGUCAUAAUUUUUGUAAUGCAUAAACAUAUUUUUUGUACGUUUGUUUAUUUAAAAAUUAUUUUUCAGUUACUAUAUUCAGUGUUAAAUUUCCAUCCGCCUAGUUUUUCUACUUGCGCAUCGAAAAUAAUUACUAUAAAUUUUAUUUUUAAGCAAGAAUAUCUCAAAAAUGUACAUGUGUUACAAAACCAAGAUUUUUAAGAGAGUAAAUCAAAAAUUUGUCUAUAAUCAAUUAAUGAAAUUUAAAGAAUCGGAAGAUUUUUAAAUAAAUGGUCGAAGAUUAUUUCAAUUUCUGAUCUAGCUAUUUAUUUCCAUAAUACGAGAAUGUAACGUUUCAUGAAUAUUGGAUCAUAAUUCGUCUUUGAAAUCAAUUUUAUUGACCUCAGUUGCCACAGUUAGAUCGAUCUAGUCACAAAUGUAAGAUUAUAUAAAGUUUAGAAAAAUACUGAACAAUUAUUGAUACAAAUUUAUACAUUUAAAAAAAAAACUCAAUAUUUGAAACAGAAUAAAAAUUUGUUUUAUAGGUAAAUUGAUAUAAUAUUCAUAUACAAAUUUAAAAACUAUGUAGUAUUUUUAGAAAAAUUUUAAAUUUAAUUAAAGUAUAUAAAAAAAAAUGUAUACAAAUUUCAUUACCGUUUCCAAAUCGGAAUAUUUUGUUACAACUGAAAGGAAUAUAUCUAAUCGGAAAUCCAGUGUGAAAUUACAAAAAUGUUAUUUUUAUAAUAUCAUAUCGAGAUUAUAAAAUAAAGUUUUUUUUU
Messenger RNA from Phymastichus coffea, 2331 nucleotides. RefSeq lists its product as uncharacterized. NCBI's taxonomy places the organism in Eukaryota, Metazoa, Arthropoda, Insecta, Hymenoptera, Eulophidae. The record is from RefSeq and is a predicted model, not a curated record. The transcript is spliced from 5 exons. Bases 170 to 1339 code for a protein of 389 amino acids.